CACCUCGACACGUUACAACGCGUUGCACGCGUGCUGGCACCCGCCACGGCGCACUGAUUGAUUUGCGCCUUGAUGCCUUGAAUCCGGAGGAUUCUCAUUGAGUGACGGCAAUCGCCUGCCCUAUUGAGCUCCCAGCGCCCUAGUCACGAUGGCCGACUUCAACGAACAAAAGACCCCUCUGACCCUCGCCAACGUCCAGGCAUGGGCCCGCUAUGAGUUUCCAGAGGCCUUUAAGGCAUUGCCACGAGCCUCUAGGGUCUCAUACAUUGAAAUUGACGACACAUCCUUCAAUCGCGUGAUCCAGAGGUCACUCGGUCGCUCGACGCACAAGAAGCUGCUUGUGAUCGGUGACUACGCUCCAGGCGACGAUGUUGAGGACUCCAAAGUCGUCGCACACGUUCAUGAACACGAUACAGAGAUCACGUUCUACCGCCUGAGUGAUGAGACCGUCGAUGGCAAGCCAGAGCUGCAUCCUGUUCGCGCUACAAGCAACGUGGCAUUCUACUCGCCUUUCAGCAAGGUCGGCGACGAUACUGGUGGAUCGAAAGCUAUCCAUCGAGUUUCAGCUGUCAUUCUGUACUACUUCUUGGCUUCAGAACUUGUCAAUGAGCUUGUGAGGCACAAGAAUGAUUCCAGAUGGUUCGCCAAGAACUUCAGAGAGGCCUGUGACUGGAUCGGCAAUGACGGCGAUCGACCAUCACCAGUCUCAAGGCCUGGCACUGCUCGCCGAGAGAGCGAUAAGGACAACACAUUUGAGCUGCCUACCAAGAUCAAGCGCGAGAGAGAAGAGUACACACCAACGGGAACCCCUAAACCCAAGCGUAUCGACCAUUCGCGAAAGGUACUUGACAACGUCACCCGUUGAACGAAAACCCACUGACACAUUUAUCCAGACAUCACAAGUGUCAGAACGCGUGCCAUCACC
Molecule: messenger RNA, 925 nt
Organism: Didymella exigua CBS 183.55
Lineage: Eukaryota; Fungi; Ascomycota; Dothideomycetes; Pleosporales; Didymellaceae
Exons: 2
Coding region: 149-865 (238 amino acids)
Source: RefSeq, a predicted model, not a curated record